GUCGUUUAUAAAAUUUGGUGGAAGAAGGUUGUGUCAGCCUGUUCAAAAAUGAAAUUUAUUUACAUUUUGCACGUCUGGGUUCUGAGUUUGGUGAGUCUUUCUCAUCUGGGAACAGGGGCUCGGAUUCUCGCCGCAUUUUUCUGUCCAGCCAGAAGUCAUUUUAUGAUGACACAUGCAAUUAUCCGGGAGCUGGUGAAGCGUGGAAAUGAAGUGACCUUUAUAACGCCGGUCUCAAUGGGAAAAGAGGAGCUGGGCCCAAACUACAAGGAGAUAUUGUUUGCCCCAUAUGAUAGCUGGAAUGACAUAAGAGAAACCACCAAAAUAAGCAGUGCUAUGGAAUUGACAGACCUGCCUAUAUUUGACUUUUUUCGAAUGGUGUACACGAUGGGCAUCCACAGCACCGACUUUGCCUUCGAGCAGCCGGAGAUUCAGGCAGUGAUCAAUGAAAAGAACCAAAUCGGAAAGUACGACUUACUAAUCACAGAACAGUUCUUCAACGAGGGAGCUCUUAUCCUGGGCCACCUGUACCAGAUCCCCAUUGUAACCCUUUCAAUGUCAGGUUAUGCAAACUAUUUAAGUCAGCUGGUGGGCAUUGUGUCUCCCUGGUCGUAUGUUCCCCAUAAGUGGAUGGCCUACACCGAUCGCAUGACACUCUGGGAGCGUAUUGGCAACGCUUUUGUCAGCGGAUCUGAAGAUCUGUACCGAGAGUUUAAAUACUAUCCGAAACAGGACGCCAUCCUACGCAAACACUUUUCCAACCUAUUGGCUAGAGUUCCCACAAUCAAGGAGCUGGAAAGGAAUAUUUCGGCUAUUUUGCUGAACACCUACCUGCCGUUGGCCUCUCCCAGGCCCACGUCCUUCAACAUGAUUCAAGUAGGUGGUGUUCACAUUGAGUCUCCCAAAGAGUUGCCAAAGGAUCUGCAGGAGUUUCUAGACGAAGCUACCCAUGGAGCUAUUUACUUUAGUUUGGGUUCCCAAGUGAGAAGCGCCGAACUUCGUCCUGAAAAGUUAAAAAUAUUUCUUAAAGUGUUCGACAGCCUGAAGCAGCGAGUUCUAUGGAAGUUCGAGAAUGAGACUUUGCCAGAGCUGCCACCCAAUGUUAAGGUUCAAAGGUGGUUGCCACAGGGAGAUGUCCUGGCGCAUCCUAAUGUCAAAGUUUUCAUUGCUCAUGGAGGCCUUUUCGGCAUCCAAGAGGCAGUCUACCAUGGAGUUCCAGUGCUUGGCAUGCCGGUUUAUGGUGACCAGUCCUUGAAUCUUCAGAGAGGAAAGAGCUUAGGAUGUGCCCUUGUCCUAGACUACCGUCGGCUAUCAGAAGAUGAGCUUCGAUCAUCUCUUAUUGAGCUCUUGGAGAAUCCCCAAUACAGGUCCAAUAUGAAGGAGGCCUCUCGAGUUUAUCGGAACCGACCUCUUAGUGCCAUGGACACUGCCAUUUACUGGAUAGAAUAUGUAAUCACCCAUCGAGGAGCCCCCUAUUUGGUGGCUAAUGGAGUGCACCUACCUUGGUACCAAUUCUACUUGCUGGAUGUCAUUGGAGUGGUAUUUUUCAUUGCUUUUGUGACUAUAUUUGUUUUAACAUUCUUAUGUCGGAAAUCGCUUUCAUUGAAUUUGAUAAAGUCCAGGAAAAACUUAUCACAAAAAAAAUACAAAAAGAACUAAAUUUUUAAACGGUACUAGUAAAUAUAUAGUCAUAAUUCCGAAUAAUAAAAAAAAAUUGUGUAGGACAUGUUGACACAAUAAAGUAGACAAAUUAAAGCCCCCAGAA
Drosophila ananassae is the source of this 1762-nucleotide messenger RNA. Its product is annotated as UDP-glycosyltransferase UGT5. The coding region runs from base 49 to 1656 and encodes 535 amino acids. The record is from RefSeq and is a predicted model, not a curated record. The transcript is spliced from 4 exons. NCBI's taxonomy places the organism in Eukaryota, Metazoa, Arthropoda, Insecta, Diptera, Drosophilidae. Gene Ontology annotation, molecular function: UDP-glycosyltransferase activity.